Messenger RNA from Aegilops tauschii subsp. strangulata, 1014 nucleotides. The record is from RefSeq and is a predicted model, not a curated record. NCBI's taxonomy places the organism in Eukaryota, Viridiplantae, Streptophyta, Magnoliopsida, Poales, Poaceae.
AUGUUUGAUCAGAGUGAUAGCCAGAGUAAGUCUGAAGAGCAGGUGAAUCGAAGUGAGGGCACUAGUCCCUCUGGCAGUUAUGAUGAAGGUAGCAGAAGUACUCCUAGCAACCUGCCUAAGGCUGCUACUAGGCAGAGGAGGAAGAGAAAUUCUGACUCUGAAGAUGAAGACUAUGUAGCUGCUGAGGAGGAGGUCAGCUCCAAGAAAAAGGUUGUCAAGAAAGAGUUUGGCACAACUGCAUCUACAAAGCCUGGUAUGCAUAAGAAGGCUCCUGCAAAAAGAGUGCCCAUGUCUAAGGCCAGAGCCUCCACUCUUGAAACUUCCAAAUCAACUAGUGGAGAAGCAGCUGGUGAGGGCAAGAAGAAGAAGGAAAGAAAGAGAGGGAGAUGGUGCAAGAAAGUGGAUCCCAUGGCAGAAUUUGAGAAGCACUCCUCUGAUGAGGAUGAAGAGGAAGAAGCAGAGGAUGUUGAACUAGCACAUAAAGCUCAAAAGAUGACGGGGGAUUUGUUUGAUGUGCCCCAAAAGUUCAAAGUGACGAGUCUGAUUGUUGAGACAGUCAAGAGGAUAGCUGCAGAUCAGAAGAGAUCAUUUGUCAUGGAUGCUGAAGAUCCUACAUCUGUAGAGGCUCAAGAGAAGAGGGAGAAAGCUAAAGCUGAGAAGGCAGCAAAGGGAUUGGCCACCCUGACUCAGAACCAAGAAAGCCUGGAGAGGAUCAUUGAAACAAAAUUCUAUGAUCUUGACUUGAAGGUGACAGAGAUGCAAAUAGCAGUUGAGCAGCUCCAGGAAGAAGCUGGGGAGAGGAAAGGGCAGGCUACCAUAGAUGCGUUUCAGAGGGUGCCUAGGGGACAGAGAUUUGCUGCAGUGCCAGUGACUGACACAAGAGCUACUACAUCAGCACCUGCAACCACAGCAUCAGUAGCACCUCCAGUUGCCACUCCACCAGCUCCAACAACUUCAACAGAUGCAUUCAUCCUUGGAGUCCUCUCAACGCCUCCUCCCGAAGAUCAAGCCUAG